Molecule: messenger RNA, 3327 nt
Organism: Dicentrarchus labrax (European seabass)
Lineage: Eukaryota; Metazoa; Chordata; Actinopteri; Moronidae
Product: phosphatase and actin regulator 1-like
Exons: 13
Coding region: 258-1919 (553 amino acids)
Biological process (GO): cell motility; stress fiber assembly
Molecular function (GO): actin binding
Source: RefSeq, a predicted model, not a curated record
UCUUGUUCUUGGUGGAACUUGAGCAGGUGGAGCUGACUUACAGGAACAGAAGCUCAUCAGACCCACCAUCUCUCUCUCUCUCUCUCUCUCUCUCUCUCUCUCUCUCUCUCUCUCUCUCCUCCUACCCUCCAUCACCAUUACAAUAGCCCCCCCCCUCCCACACUGUCUGCCCGGGCGGGUGCACGACUGGCUGCUGCGGCGCCGAAUCUCUCGCAGUCCCGCCGGUCGCCAGUGGACGCUGCCCGGCUUGGCCGAACAUGGCGGCGGCCCCGGAGGAGGAGGUAGACCGCAGACCGAUCCGGAGGGUCCGGUCCAAGAGUGACACGCCUUACAUCAACGAGGCGAGGAUAUCUUUGCACCUGGAGACAGCUGAGGAAGUGGAGAGGUUGGCAGCGAUGCGCUCUGAUUCGCUGGUUCCAGGCACUCACACGCCUCCCAUUCGGCGGCGGAGCAAGUUCGCCACCCUGGGACGUCUGUUUAAACCCUGGAAGUGGAGGAAGAAGAAGAGUGAAAAGUUCAAGCAAACCUCUGCCGUGCUGGAGAGGAAAAUGUCCACUCGCCAGAGCAGAGAAGAGCUCAUCAAGAAGGGAGUGCUGAAGGAGGUUUAUGAAAAAGACGGCGCCUCCCCAGCUUUACGAGAGGAGGUGAAGAUGGAGAACGGGCGCUCUCCGGUGCUCGGCUCCGGCCUGUCAGACUCUGAAGGUACUGAGCUGAUGGAAGGAGCAGCUGCAGCUGUAGGCUCUCUGGAGUUUCAGAUGCCUAGUGAGGGCGCGUUUCAGCAGGACCACGCCCAGAAGUCCAGCCAGGCUCCGCCCACAAAGAAGUCCAGUAUGUAUCUGGCUGAAAGCGCUGAAUCUACGCUCUCCAGACCUCCUACGCUACACAAACAACCUCCUGCGCUACCACCUAAACCCUUCAACAGGCUACCUAAUCACAUGACAGACGGUGCCCCGGUGAAGUUGCCGUGUAUGUCGGUGAAGUUAUCUCCUCCUCUACCUCCAAAAAAGCUCAUGAUCUCCGUACCUGCAGGGAGCAUGGAGCCCUCUUCGCUCGCCUUCCAGAAGUGCCCCGCACCUCCCAGCCAUGCUCCAAUGGGCGGGCACUCCCUGCAGUAUGGGGCGCUGCCCGUUUCCCUCCACCCCCCCAGCAGAAUCAUAGAGGAACUCAAUAAGACGCUGGCCCUCACCAUGCAGCGGUUCGAGAGCUCCAUGAUGCACGCUGUUCCCACGGUGAUGAUUGAGUGUGACGACGACAAAGAGAACCUCCCCAACGAGGCGGACUACGAGGACCUGCCCGGUAUGUACAAGGACGAGGACGACGAGGAGGAAGAGGAGGAGGAAGAAGAAGACGAUGAGGAGGAGGACGACGACGACGACGAGGAGGAAGAUGAGGAUGAUACAUUGUUUACAAGCACACUGGCCAUGAAGGUUUUACGAAAGGACUCUCUGGCCAUCAAGCUGAGUAACCGUCCAUCGAAGAGGGAGCUGGAGGAGAAGAACAUCCUGCCGCUGCAGUCGGACCAAGAGCGACUCGAGUCCCGACAACAAACAGCCACCAAACUGACCAGACGGCUGAGUCAGCGGCCGACGGCGGAGGAGCUGGAACAGAGGAACAUACUCAAACCUCGAAACGAUCUGGAGGAGCAGGAGGAGAAGAGGGAGAUCAAGAGACAUUUGUCCAGAAAGCUCAGCCAGAGGCCCACAGUGGAGGAGCUGAGGGAGGCGAAGAUCCUCAUCCGCUUCAGUGACUACGUGGAGGUCGCCGAGGCUCAGGACUACGACAGGAGAGCAGACAAGCCAUGGACCCGGCUAACAGCUGCUGAUAAGGCUGCCAUCAGGAAGGAGCUGAACGAGUUUAAAAGCACAGAGAUGGAGGUGCAUGAGUCGAGCCGCCAUUUUACCAGGUUCCAUCGGCCGUAAAGUGGUCGAGCCAGACCUUCGGCCAGGCUUUCACACUCCCACACCGAGCCUCAAGUGUUCAGACCGCUACCUGCUGCCCUCGUACUGCUACCUGCUCCUCUUUCCAGCGUCGACUUCACACUGACAGACUGGACACGACCCGUGUGCUGCAGCCAGCACAGGAAACGGGAGCAAACACUUCUACAAGUACAGAUGGAUUCAACUCUGCACUGGCGGCUCCCGUCAGAUUUUACAGACCUCUUGAUAUUCAAAAGCUUUUAUUUGUCCUUUUUUUAUGAUGGAGAGGUGGCGAUUUGUUUACUUUGCUUUUGGGAGUCAAACAGAAUCUGUGCCAAUUUGGAGGAUGGGAACGGUAGGAGGUGAAGAUGGGACUUCAUUUUUCUGGUUUUUUUACACAGGGAUUGUUUUCUUGCCUUUCACGUGUUCUCCCUCUCCUUUCUCAGCUGGACUUAAUCUUUCCUGGGGGGCACAAAAACUUGUGUUGGCACAGUGUUUCUCCACAGACGACAACUCGAUGAUCGUUUAUCUCAUUUAGCCAGAGGAAUUUAAAUAUUUAUAACAGCUUAUGCUGUUGCAGGCAGCUGAAUCUUAAAGCCAAAAUCUCCUAAAAUCCGAAUCAAAAUCCCCAAAUUCUCUCUGCAAGCCAGUAACAGUAAAACAAAUAUCCUCGAACACAAUCACACCAAUCAACUGAGCAAUAAUUUCAGAUUUUCCGUUUGUUUAUGGGCUGCAUUCAAGAGCUCAGAAACCCUUUUCAGACGGCCAUUUUAAACCAAAGCAACUUGACUUGCUGUGGAAGUCGCGAUCUUGAAUGCAUCCCAGAGUGACUGCUGUUGAGAGUUCAGUAACGCCACAGUCACUGUGCCUACAGUAUUGUUUACAGGGAUUUAAAAGUUGCCAAAUUAACUAGUUUCAUUUGAUACAGAAUAUUAUCUGUAGACACAGUAAAAUGUUGCCGAACUCUCUGCCGAACUACAAGAAAGAAGACUUUUUAUUUCAUUUUUUUAUUGUUUGAGAUGAACCUUUGGCGGUACAGAAUACGAAAACCCUGCCACAUGAGUUUUUUAUUGUUUACAGUCCAUGUUAGGUUCAUGAAUUGGCGGUUUCUGACCACAUUAUUGGGAGAACUGGUUCAUCUGUUGUGUGUGUUAUGACUGUGUGUCUGAGUGAGUGUGUGUGUAUGUACAAGCGUCGGUAAUAUGACUGUCUCUUGUAUGUUUAAAAAUGUUUUGGGAGAAAAAUAUUCUCAGAAUUAUAAGACUUGUACAUAGUAAAGAAAGUAAGCAAGACUUUUCAAAUGUUUUUUUUGUAAAGCAGAAAAAACUGCAUGUGAGUAUUAAUUUAUUGUGAGUCUUCUAUGAUGUAUGCAGUUUCUUAAAGAAAGAAACUUAUUAAAAAAUAAGUUUAU